Messenger RNA from Xenopus tropicalis (tropical clawed frog), 2624 nucleotides. Its product is annotated as probable serine/threonine-protein kinase DDB_G0277449. The record is from RefSeq and is a predicted model, not a curated record. The coding region runs from base 14 to 1870 and encodes 618 amino acids. The transcript has 16 exons. Lineage: Eukaryota; Metazoa; Chordata; Amphibia; Anura; Pipidae. Gene Ontology annotation, molecular function: ATP binding; protein kinase activity; nucleotide binding.
AGGAAUUUCAACUAUGUUUAAAAGAAUUAAUAAAUGUGUUCAAAGAAUUCGCAAUUUGUUUCGAAAGAAGAACAAGGUUCAACCUUUAAUCUCCGAGGCGACUGAACCAGAGAACAUUUACGUGCCUACCCCUGUGCACCUUUUCCAAGUGCCACAGGUGAGACUUUCAGAAGCACGUACUGAGAGAGAAGAACCUAUUGAAAAUGUGAUAGAAACGCAAGUAGAAAGCGUGAAAGAAAGAGUGGAGGAAACUAUAAUAGAAAGCAAAUAUCUUCUCAAUGUGAUUGCUGAGGACACUGAAGAUGAUUCUGACCAUGGAGAGGUCAUAGAGAAAGAAGCAGUGUCAAGCUCAUCAGAAGAUGAAGCUGAGAAUCCUCCAGGCACAGAUACUGAAGCGGUUGUGUUCCCUUCAGAUGCCUCUACUAGUGCCUCUAUGGGAUCUAAUUCUAGCUUUACAGAUGAUCCCAUCAUGAUUGAACCAAGCCCUGGGGCAAUACUAAUUGCAGUACAAGAAGCCAAGACAUUUUCAGAUGAGCCUAAGCCUCUAAUGUCUGGAAGAUGUUUCCUUAUGGCUUCCCCGGGCAGUGAAAGUACAUCAAUAUCAAUAACGACUUCAGGAAGUGAAACUGUAUCACAGACUGAGAAUCUAUCAGAAGAGUCAGAAGAAGAGAAUGGAAAGACCUCGGAAUUACAGUCUGACCAUCUGGUAGAAGAGAUGAAUAUGACUAGUGGGAAUGUCUCAGCAUUAUCGGAUCUUCCACAAAUGUCAGAUAAAAGAACAGACAGUGAUUUCUAUUGCUCAACUGAUUCAAGGAGAAGCCUAUAUGAGCAAAAGACGCCUUCAGGAUGUCCUGUACCAGCAAACAGUCUGGCAGGUGGAUCUGUUAUUUCAGAGAGAGAGUCAGAGAAAGAAAUAAGUUCUGUUAAACUUAAUCUUCCUCGGGCUCCACAAAAUUCUAUGGAUUUAGUCCGACCCCCCCAGGGAGGGGUUUUGGCAGAGAGACUGGAGACUGAAGGUGCAUAUGGAUAUCAGCAACCUGUUUAUCAGCAGACCUCUAUGAUCCCUAUUGAGGAUUUCCAGUUCCACAAAUGGCUUGGCCAAGGAAAUUUUGGAAAGGUCUUUAUGGCAGAACAUAAGAAGACAGGGAAAAAGGUUGCCAUUAAAAUGAUGGAAAAGCUACAAAUCUGUUGCAAUCAAAUGACAGAAAGCCUUUUCCUGGAAAGGGACAUUUUAAGAUUGUCGAGAAACUCCAGAAACCCUUUCCUGGUUAGUUUGGUCUGCGCUUUCCAGAGAGAACAUCACGUGUACAUAGCGAUGGAGUUUGCUGCUGGGGGCAGUUUGGCUUCCCACUUGGGCAACGGAGCCCUCCCCCAUACAAGCACUUUAUUUUAUUCAGCCUGCAUUGUACUUGGAAUUAAGUUUUUACAUGAGAACCGAAUCGUCCACAGAGAUUUAAAGCCUGACAAUAUUGUUAUAGACAGUGCCGGAUAUGCACAACUUGCAGAUUUUGGACUGUGCAAAGCAGGAAUUGACUUCAGAGAUGUUAUGCCCUACCCAUGUGGAACUAUAAAUUACUGUGCCCCUGAAAUGUUUACAGGAGAGGGCUACAAAAGAACCGUGGACUGGUGGUCUUUAGGUGUAAUCAUCUAUGAAAUGGCCGUCGGCAAGAUGCCCUUCCACGGAAAUAAGGAGGUCUUGCUUGAUAGUAUUCUCAAUAAAGAACCAGAAUACCCAGCCGGCCUGGAUGGUGGAACUAGAGUGAUAAUAAAAGAGGUGAGUUGCCCAGUGAUAUUGCUGACUUUUGGGCUGGACUAUGGGCCUUUGUGUAACCAUAAUCAUAACUAUAAUGUUUGUUUGUGUAGCUUUUAGAGAAAGACCCUGAAUAUCGGCUCGGAUCUCUAAGAAAUGAUGGUGAAGAAGUGAUGAAUUUUAGCUUCUUCAAUGUAAGUUGAUCUUUAUAGACAUGUUUCAGGGCAAUGUUAUGGCGCAAUGGGGCAGAUUUCCCCAGUCAUAACUGGGAGGCAGAGAAUAUAUUAUAGUGGGUGUCUGUGCGGGAUAGUUUCCUAUUGCUCUCAUUAUUUAGCAACAAAGUAUUCAAUAUUCAGUAGAAGGUAAAUGAUCAUGUUUUUGUAUUUGUAGCCAAUAAUGUGGAACGCGCUCAUGGCCAAGCAGAUUCGCGCUCCAUUCGUCCCGAGCCAAGAUAUCGUGCAGAGCAAAGCUGGAAAUGAUGGGGCUAUUGUAACCCCCCACAACUGCACGAGUAGGAUUUCCCAUUUUACACAAAAGGCCUUUAUAGGAUUUGAUAUGUUGCCAGAAGACUCCUCAUAAUGAUGAUGAGGAUACACUGAUGAACAAGAUAUGCUUGGGGAGACAAAGGAUAGAGGAUGGAGGACUGGAUGGAGGAUGGAGGACUGGCAUGCCACUAGUCUGACUGGAAUGCCACUAGUCAGACUGGAAUGCCACUAAUCAGACUGGCAUGCCACUAGUCAGACUGGAAUGCCACUAGUCAGACUAUAGAGAAAGACGCUGAAGACUGGGCUACCCCCCCAGCGAGACCAGCCAUGUACCCACCACUGCCGUCAGGAUGAGCCUGGUGGUGAAGGGCCCAGCUGGACUGGGCCUA